Messenger RNA from Hypomesus transpacificus, 1848 nucleotides. It is a transcript of the gene dhrs12la, whose product is annotated as dehydrogenase/reductase 12-like a. The record is from RefSeq and is a predicted model, not a curated record. The transcript is spliced from 10 exons. Bases 3 to 1013 code for a protein of 336 amino acids. Lineage: Eukaryota; Metazoa; Chordata; Actinopteri; Osmeriformes; Osmeridae.
AAAUGGGAGCAGAACUCACAGUAACGGCCGAGAGGAUUCCAGAGCUAACAAUGUCUCUUUACCGAAACUCUGCCUGGUUUCUGAAAGGCCUGACUGAAUUUACAAGAAGCGCUUUCCUGACGGCAGCCAAGCGCUUCGUGGAGAAAGACAUCGAUGUGGCCCUGGCGGGUAGAUCCUUCAUGAUCACAGGAACUAACAGUGGCAUAGGGAGAGCCACUGCCAUGGCCAUUGCCAAGAGAGGUGGUACACUCCACAUGGUGUGCAGGAACAAAGACAAGGCAGAGGAGGCUAGGGCCGACAUCGUUAAGGAGACAGGAAACAAGGAAGUUUACGUUCACAUUCUGGACCUUUCUGAGACCAGGAAGGUGUGGGAGUUUGCUGAGGCCUUUAAGAAAAAGUACAAAGCCCUCAAUGUCCUGAUUAAUAAUGCUGGUUGUAUAAUGACCCAGAGGGAGGUCAAUGCCGAGGGACUGGAAAAGAGCUUUGCCAGUAAUGUUCUUGGAGUGUACAUACUGACUAAGGCUCUGAUUCCCUUACUGGAGAAGAGUGCUGAACCCAGAGUGGUUACAGUGUCCUCCGGGGGCAUGCUCGUUCAGAAGCUGAGGUCAGGCAACCUGCAGUCGGAGAGGGGCCACUACGACGGCACCAUGGUGUACGCCCAGAACAAGAGGCAGCAGGUGGUGAUGACAGAGCAGUGGGCCAAAGCGCAUACCAACAUUCACUUCUCUGUGAUGCACCCUGGUUGGGUGGACACCCCAGCGGUGGCCAACGCCAUGCCUGACUUCCAUCGGUCCAUGAAGGACAGUUUGAGGGCCCCGGAGCAAGGGGCCGACACCGUGGUGUGGCUGGCCAUCUCUGAGGCGGCUGCUGCAGGGCCCAGUGGGCGCUUCUUCCAGGACCGGAAGAUGGUGUCUGCCCACCUGCCCCUGGCCUGGACCCACUGCUCCCCCAUGGAGGAGCAGAAGUUCAUGAGUGUGAUGGAGGACCUUGGCAAGACCUUCCAACCCCACUGAGCUGCCCGAUCCAGUCAACAGUCUCCCCAACACCCCCCCCCCCCUUUUCACAAACACACACACACUUCUCGAUCUCACUCUCUUUUUAACACAUCUUGCUGUUUGUGAACAGCUAUAGGCCCAUUGUAGCAUUCAUUCGAGAGUAUUUUAAUGCGUUAUUAAUCUUGUGUUACAGCCAAUGAACGGUGUGAUGGUGACACUGAUUCGUCUCUGUCUUUUCUGCUCAGAGGUCAUGAGGUCAAACUGCUGAUGGAAGAAGCACUUCUUUGAAAGUACACUACGCAUUCGACUAAGCACUCACACUGACAGAACACUUGUAUCCCGCCCUUCACACAGUGACUUAAUGGAAGCUGUCACUCAGAUGGGAAUCUGAUUUGACCUAAGUCACGUCACUCACCCUAUCCACCAAUCGCAUGCAGUCACUGGCCGAUUGGGCUCAAUCUAACUUGCCUGGGUGGGCUGGUGUUGAAAGUUCCUUCACUAUGGCAACUGUAUGUGUUUUCCUCACAAAUUACAAUACUAAAAAUACAACUGUGAUUAAUGAUGAGAGCCAGGAGCUGAAAACAGUAGGAGUCACAGCGCAUCUUCGAUUGAGCCCAUUCUUGAGAAGUGCUUCUCUAUCAGUCCAACAUGCCCCUCUGACCAGAGACAGGGCCAACCUACAGUAUGACCUGACGUGUGCAUUAUGAGAAUGGCCUAUGUGUUUAACUACUGAUACUAUGCUUAAGGGAUUCAUAAUAAAAGCACUUCUAUGGUUUGCUGUUACUUACUGUGACAUGCUGCAGUGUUAUCUGGGCGUCCAAGCUUGAAUAAAAACACCUUGGUGAGAAAAGCC